AUGGCAGAACUGACUCUUCUCACAGCAACACAGUCUGUGAGUUAUUGGUCUAUCGGCUUUGCAAUCCUGAUUGUUCUAUUCACAAUCAUGUACUUUAGACUCAUGCCAAAGAAGCCAUCCAAGAGUCCUCCAAUGAUUGGCAGGUACAUUCCCUUCAUUGGAGUUGCAAAGAGAUUCGGAACGGAACCUAUAAAAUUAUUAGAGGAGUGUAAAGAGAAACAUGGAGAGAUCUUUACGCUUAAUAUUGCUGGAAAAUGUUUCACAUUUCUCACUGAUCCAGAAUUAUUUCAAUACUUUUUCAAUCCUGCAAAAGGAAAUUCAUGUCGUGUCAAGACUAAAAAGACAGUUCAUGAAGAAUCCAAACAUGCCAUUUCCUUUGAUCAUGCUGUUUUGGAAUUUAUUAGUCGAGUGUUUGGAAUUCCAGUGAAUGAUUUCAUGUCUCAACACAUUACCAUGGUGAAUACGAUGAGAGCGAAAUUGAGCCCUAACACAACUCUUCCAUUCUAUACGAAAGAAAUUGCUAGUAAUUUAUUAGAUGUAUUUGAAAAGGGUACUAGUAGUUGGAGUGAUCAAGCCUCUCUCUCUCAUCCAUCGAGUGUGAGAGGUUUUACUUGGAAUGAAAAUGGUACCAAUGAUUUGUUUAAGGGAAUUGUUGAAACGUUAUUUUGGAGUACAGUGAAAUCUCUCUAUGAAAAGGAUGCCUUUCUCACGGAUGAGUUUGAUGCUUGCAAAGCUUUCCAAAUCCUUGAUGAACAAUUUGAGAUUAGAGCGAGUGGAAUGGUACCUGAAUCUUUCAUGUCUACAUUUUCCAAAGCCAAACAAUUUUUAUUGAGAAACAUUUCAGAUAUUGCAUCAAAAUUAGAUGCAACCAAACCUGAAGAUCAAAAACGCAUGUUUCAAUCAUUGAGUGAUGCUCUUAAAGAUAAUGUUGAAGAUCAGAAAACAAUUUUACACUUUGGAUUGGCCAUGUUGUGGGCAUCUCAAGCCAAUAGUUUACCAUCCUCAUUGUGGACGAUUUGUUUUGUAGUAUCGAAUCCAGAAAUUUAUUCUAAACUUCAACAAGAAGUAGAUGAUGUGUUUACUAAUCAUAUUAAGAAUCCACGUGAUUUAUCUUUUGAAAAUUUACAUUUAUUCCCAUAUGUGAAGGCAUGUGUGUAUGAAGCAAUUAGAAUCAUACCUCCAGGAAUGCUUAUUAGAAAGGUCAUGCAACCUAUUAAAAUUCCAAACUAUGACUAUAUCAUUCCAGAGGGUCAUAAUCUCUGUAUUUCUCCAUUCAUUGCACACUUUGAUGAAAAGUAUUAUCAUGAUCCACACACAUUCAAUCCAGAGAGAUGGCUUCAAAGUGGUGAAGAUAGUCUCAGUGAUAGAAGCAAACAAUUUAUUGCUUGGGGAAGAGGUCCACAUGAAUGUCCUGGAAAAGCAUUUAGUGUUGUGGAAUUAAUCUCUUUUAUUGCACUCUUCUUCUACAAGUUUAGAAAUAUCAAACUCAAUGGACCCAUGCCAUCACCUGCUUUGCAUCGUCUGAUUGGAGUCCCUCAUCCAAGUACUACAGUAUCCAUUUCGUAUGAAAAGAGACAGCAAUAA
Naegleria lovaniensis is the source of this 1584-nucleotide messenger RNA. RefSeq lists its product as uncharacterized. The coding region runs from base 1 to 1584 and encodes 527 amino acids. The record is from RefSeq and is a predicted model, not a curated record. The transcript has 4 exons. Gene Ontology annotation, molecular function: heme binding; monooxygenase activity; oxidoreductase activity, acting on paired donors, with incorporation or reduction of molecular oxygen. NCBI's taxonomy places the organism in Eukaryota, Heterolobosea, Eutetramitea, Acrasida, Naegleriidae.